Molecule: messenger RNA, 3578 nt
Organism: Menidia menidia (Atlantic silverside)
Lineage: Eukaryota; Metazoa; Chordata; Actinopteri; Atheriniformes; Atherinopsidae
Source: the annotation of a GenBank genome assembly
CUGUGUGUGUGUGUGUGCUCAUGUUCGUUGCUCUGCAGUCUGGCUGAGGAGGAGAUAAAGGCAGAGUCUGAUGUGGUAGAGGGGAUGGACGCUUCUGUGCGAUCUAAAGUGCCUGAUCCUCCAGGGUCAGCAGAACGAUCAGGGGCACCACAGAAGCGAAAGGUGUCAAGUCCCACCCAUUCCUCCAAUGGACACUCUCCUUCAGAUACCUCCCCGAGUCCUCUCAAGAAAAAGAAAAAGCCAGGGGCUGUGAACUCUAACAGCAAGGACCAGUCAGAGCUAAGACAUGGUCCCUUUUACUAUAUGAAGCAGCCAGCACUCACCACAGACCCUGUUGAUGUUGUACCGCAGGACGGCAGGAAUGACUUCUACUGCUGGCUGUGCCACCGCGAGGGCCAGGUGCUCUGCUGUGAGCUCUGCCCCAGGGUGUACCACGCCAAGUGCCUCAAACUGCCAGCCGAGCCCGAGGGCGACUGGUUCUGUCCAGAGUGUGAGAAAAUAACAGUUGCUGAAUGCAUUGAAACCCAGAGCAAGGCAAUGACAAUGCUAACUAUAGACCAGCUAUCCUUCUUGCUGAAAUUUGCACUCCAGAAAAUUAAACAACCUGGGACGGAGCCUUUUCAAAAGCCUGUGUCACUGGAACAGCACCCAGAUUACGCAGAGUACAUCUUCCACCCUAUGGACUUGAGUACUUUAGAGAAAAAUGUCAAAAAGAAGAUGUACGGCUGCACUGAGGCUUUUCUUGCUGAUAUGAAGUGGAUCUUGCACAACUGCAUCAUCUAUAAUGGAGGUAAUCACAAAUUAACAGCAACUGCAAAGGUCAUCGUCAAGAUCUGUGAGCAUGAGAUGAAUGAGAUUGAAGUGUGUCCAGAAUGCUACCUGUCGGCUUGCCAAAAACGGGACAACUGGUUUUGCGAGCCAUGCAGUCAACCCCACCCUCUGGUCUGGGCUAAGCUGAAGGGUUUUCCUUUCUGGCCUGCAAAAGCACUUAGAGAAAAGGAUGGGCAAGUAGACGCACGCUUCUUUGGCCAACAUGACAGGGCCUGGGUUCCAAUCAACAACUGCUACCUCAUGUCCAAAGAGAUCCCUUUCUCCGUGAAGAAAACCAAGAGCAUUUUCAACAGCGCCAUGCAAGAAAUGGAGGUCUACGUGGAAAAUAUUCGCAAGAAGUUCGGCGUCUUUAACUACGCGCCCUUCCGCACCCCCUACACGCCCAACAACCAGCUGCAGAUGCUGCUGGACCCCGCCAACCCCAGCGCCGGGACGGUCAAAACGGAGAAACCGGACAAGCUUCGCUUCAACUUCGACAUGACUGCGUCUCCCAAGAUGAUCCUCGGCAAGAGUUCCAUGCCGAGUGGCCUGAGCCGGCGGGUCUCCAUGACGGACAUGCCUCGCUCUCCCAUGAGCACAAACUCCUCCGUUCACACGGGGUCUGACGGGGAGCAGGAUCCGGAGAAGGCAAGCAGGAAUCCAGCACUCCACUACAGCACUGGAGAGGAGUCCAUGGACUGCACUGCAUCUCCUGUCUCAGGGAAGAUGGGUCCAGCUGGCAGUGUGACCAGCAGUCCGAAGCCUUUUAACCCAGCACUGGUGCCCAAACAGGAGAGGACUGCAGGAACGGGAGGAAUCCUCAAUCUCAACCUGGACCGAGUGAAGGCUGAAAUGGAUCUGAAGGAGCUGAGUGAGUCUGUGCAACAGCAGCAACAACAACAGCAGCAAGCACCGCCAGCUGCCCUCAGCACCCCAAAGAGACCCAUCAGGAGUUUGGACAAAACUAUUGAAAGCUGCAAGGCACAGCUCGGAAUCGAUGAGAUCUCUGAGGACGUGUACAAAGACGUAGACCACAGUGAUUCUGAGGACUCGGAAAAAUUCGAGUCGAGUGACAGCGAGUAUAUUAGUGACGAGGAGCACAAGCCAAAGAGCUCUGCCCAGGAUGACAAGGACAAAGCAGAAAGAAAACGGUCCAAAGUGAGCACAGAGGGGGAAAAUAAGGAGGGAGUGGCGGGGAUGGGGGACAAGGCUACCCCUGAACCCUUGCUCAAAGAGAAGCCGGGCAGCAAUGGCCCCGAUAAGGAUCUGCAGGACAAGCCCAGAACGCCCCAAUCUCAGCCCCUGACCGAAAAGCCCAAGGCCUCAGAGGAGGGCAGAGCGGCCGCUGCCACAUCUGCCACUGAACAAGACUCUGAUUCUGAGAGGGAGCUCGUGAUUGACCUUGGAGAUGAACACGGGGGCCGUGACUCAAAGAGGGCGAGAAGAGAGAUCAUUUCCUCUGUGGCCAAAACUCUCAAAGAGUCCAACAUUGUCAAAACAGAAGGUAAACUGCCUUCAUCGGCCGGAUCAGCCGCACCAACACGGGAGGCCGCCACCAACCUAAAAGACUCGCUCCAACCGUCAAUCACAGCGGCACUCAACCUUGUUUCCACUGCAUCAUCGGGUCUGUCCACCCCCGCCGCCACCACCGCCUCCGCCUCCGGCACCGCCACCAGUGGGCCCGCUGGUGCCCCCGCUCCCGCCUCCGCAACAUCCCCGGCCCCCGCAGCAGUGAAAAAACAGCGCCCGCUGCUGCCCAAAGAGACGGCCCAGGCUGUUCAGCAGGCAGUGGUUUGGAGCCCCACCAAGUUUCAGACAUCGUCCCAAAAGUGGCAUAUGCAGAAGGUGCAGAGGCAGCAGGCGCAGCAGGCACAGCAGCAGCAAGGAGAACAGUCGGCCGCGCAGACGCAGGGUCAGGGCCACACACGCAGCCCUCAGCAGCCACAGUCACAGCAGAACUCCUCCUCCAGUACUCGCUAUCAGACCAGACAAGCAGUAAAAGUGCAACAGAAAGACCUGCCCCACAGUUCGUCCUCAUCAACAGCUGGUAGCUCAUCUUUCACGUCGGGAGAUGUGCAGAUCCCUACGGUGUCAGCAGAUGUAGCAGCAGAUAUAGCCAAAUACACGAACAAAAUUAUGGACACAAUAAAGGGGACAAUGACUGAAAUCUACAAUGAUCUUUCCAAAAGCACAUCAGGAAACACAAUUGCAGAGAUUCGACGGCUGAGGAUCGAGAUUGAGAAGCUCCAGUGGCUGCAUCAACAGGAGCUGUCGGAGAUGAAGCACAACCUGGAGUUGACAAUGGCAGAGAUGAGGCAGAGUCUGGAGCAGGAAAGAGAGCGUUUGGUGGCUGAGGUGAAGAAGCAGAUGGAGUUGGAAAGACAGCAGGCAGUGGACGAGACCAAGAAGAAGCAGUGGUGCGCCAACUGCAAGAAGGAGGCCAUUUUCUACUGCUGCUGGAACACAAGUUACUGUGAUUACCCCUGCCAGCAAGCCCAUUGGCCAGAACACAUGAAGUCUUGCACGCAGUCAGCCACGGCGUCACAACAGGAACCUGAGGCAGAGCCCAGCACGGAUCCCUCCGUUAAAACAUCAAGCCACUCUCCUGCUACACAGACCCUUCCUUCGGGCACUGGGUCAAUAUCAGACAAAAGCAACUCUCCCACAUAUGUGGACAAAAGCAAGGACAGUACCGGCGUUACUGUGACCUAACUGCUACACUACAGGCACAUUUAGUGCUGCCAAACUCGGUGCUCGGGUGGGGGGGU